GCAACGCACUAGAUCUGUCGACAAACCCAACCAGAACUCCAUAAAAUAGUGUCGAUCACCACAGGCAAACCUCCCUCCCCGUUUCUCUCUCUUUCACUCUUUUUCUCUCUCCAAGAAAUAAUUGACUCCAACGCCAAGCGCCACAAGCACAAGCCCUUGCUUGCUUGAUGUCACUCUUUCGCUCUCGCUAGCUCUAACGCCACCGCUGACGGCGCUGCCGAGCCUCCAGUCCACCGCCCAACGUCAUACACCAAGUCAGGUCAGCAGCCCCACAAGAACACUUCGUAGGUCAGCAAAUCCAUUAUUAGUACCGAUAUUUCUCCAGGUCCCUGAAGAGAAAGCAUCGUCUUGUGUAUUUAUAUAUACCAUGGCCUGAUCGGCUAUGGACGUCACCGGAGAUGCCGGCGGAGGUCGCCGCCCCAACUUCCCUUUGCAGCUGCUGGAAAAGAAAGAGGAACAGCCCUGCUCUACGUCCCCAGCGGUUGCUGUGGGUGCUGGGGCUAAUGGGUCGGGAGAGAUGCAGAUGAAGAAGGUGGCGGCGCCGAAGCGCACAUCCUCCAAGGACAGGCACACGAAGGUGGACGGGCGCGGGAGGCGCAUCCGGAUGCCUGCAAUUUGCGCGGCUCGGGUGUUCCAGCUGACAAGGGAGCUGGGGCACAAGACGGACGGCGAGACGAUCGAGUGGCUGCUGCAGCAGGCGGAGCCCGCGGUGGUGGCGGCCACGGGCACGGGCACCAUCCCGGCCAACUUCACCUCGCUCAACAUCUCUCUCCGCUCCUCGGGCUCUUCCUUCUCCAUCCCAGCGCACCUCCGUGCGGCCGGCCCACGCUUCGGCGGCGCGCGGGGGGACCCGUGGGAGCGCGUCGUGGGAGUGGGACUCGGGUUCGGCGCCGCCGCCGAGGACCCUCCGUCCGCUACGUCCUCGGCGUCGUCUCCUCUGCUGCUGAGUUUCCACUCCGGCAGCGUCGGUCUUGACGUGUCGCCGUCGCCGUCGUCUGCCGCCGCCGGCUCCGACCUGUCGAAGAAACGGAGGUGGGAGCAGGAAAUGCAGCAGCAGCAUCAGCAGCAAUACCACCAGCAGCAGCAGAUGGCCGGGUACACGACGCAGAGCCAAAUGCCAGGCGCCGUGUGGAUGGUGCCGAGCGCGAGCAGCAACGCUCAAGCCGCCGCAGCGGCUGGCGGUGGCGGCAGCAACGCCAACGAGUCGAUAUGGACGUUCCCGCAGCCAGCAAGCGGCGGCGGCGGCGGCGCGGCGACCGUGUACCGCGGCGUGCCGAGUGGGCUACAUUUCAUGAACUUCCCCGCGGCGCCCAUGGCGCUGGUCCCCGGUGGUGGGCAGCAGCUCGGGCUCGGCGGCCCCGUGCCCGUGGGCGGCGCCGGCAACGACAGUAGUGGCAGUGCCAGCGGCGGCGGCGGCGGCGAGGGCCACAUGGGGAUCCUCGCCGCGCUGAACGCGUACCGGGCACAUAGUGCCGUCCCGGACGCUGCGCCAGCGCAGAACGGAGCGGAAGGCGGCUCUCGUCAGCGCCAGCAGCACGGCGGCGGCGGUGAGCGACAGGAGAGCGUGAGUCCUCCCAGCGACGGCUCGUAGCGUCUUCGGAGUUCGGAGGCGUGUGCGUGCACUGGUCUGCUAUGGCGUCUCUCUCCUGUGUUAAUUAGUCUGUGCUUCUCGACUUAUCGUUUGCAGUUUUUGUUAAUUGGUUGCACUGUUGUGGCCU
Messenger RNA from Zea mays, 1718 nucleotides. RefSeq lists its product as uncharacterized. NCBI's taxonomy places the organism in Eukaryota, Viridiplantae, Streptophyta, Magnoliopsida, Poales, Poaceae. The transcript has a single exon. Bases 383 to 1591 code for a protein of 402 amino acids. Gene Ontology annotation, cellular component: nucleus. The record is from RefSeq and is marked provisional. Gene Ontology annotation, molecular function: sequence-specific DNA binding; DNA-binding transcription factor activity.